CUGACCUCUUCACCCCCUCUUAUACAUCACCCCUCACCUCCCCCUCCUUCUCCUUCCCUUCCCCGGUCUACAGCUUUCACAGCCAUGGCUCCGUCCGCGCUGCCCGCACUGCUGUUGUUGCUUGCCACUGCGGCGACCGCCGCAGUCAUUCCCGAGCCUACCCGUACCGUCUCCCUCCCAGAUGUCGCUCUCCAGCGCCCACACGUCACGCGGGCUCCCAUCAUGUUCGAUGGCGACCGCAGUUACUACGCAAUCGAUAAAAGAAACGUUCUUUCCGACAUUGCUUCUGGUGUUGACAGCGUUGCGAAGUCAUGGGGCAGUGUACUAGGCACUGAUCUUCCAAGCUUCUUUACCGAGGGCAUCCCCAAUUGGUUCCAGGAUCUUCCAACGGGUAGUGAGGUGCUUUCGCGCCUCGGCGUUGACGACGAUUCUCUCGCAUCCAAACCCACCGAAGUUCUGAACAUACCGCCAUAUGCCAAUUGGACUGAUCGCGGUUGGAAUGUACGCUUCCAUGGAAAUGUUUACAAAAUCCCCGACAUCGAACAGAAGAAGGUGGAUGAACUUGCCAACAUCUUCUUGAUCGACACAAAAAUCGAAGACCUUCCCCAGGACCAGCAGGAACAGGCCAGAAACCUCACCCGUUCCAUCUUCAUCGUACAACAAGGGGAAAGGAACGUGUCCUUCCAUCUAGAGCCCUCUCCGCUGCAGGGUGCUUCCGGUCAGCCUGGUGGAAAUCCAGCGUCCACCCCUCAGAAUGGAUCUGAGGAAGUCCGAUUCCCAUAUGAGACCACUUCCCAGGGCGACUUUGAUGCGUUCGUGCAGAUUCAGAACAUAUCGGGCAGCGGGCUUCUUGCAGGAAACGAAACAGAAACAGUUCAACGCCUGAACGUCUACACCAACGGCACUCUGACGGGGAAUGCUACCGCCUACCUUGUUCCACCUAAAGGCAUCACUUUCAUCUCCGACAUCGACGACAUCCUCCGAGUGACCAAGAUCUACCAGCCCAAAGAAGGCUUACUUAAUUCUUUUGCACGCGCAUUCACGCCAUGGAUGAACAUGCCAGAGAUUUACGCCAACUGGUCUCAAUCUUUGCCUGACAGCACUCAUUUCCAUUACCUUACUACUACCCCCGAGCAAGUCACCAGAAAUUACAUGGACUUUAUCUUCAAAACAUACCCAGGAGGCUCUUUUGACACUCGCCCUUUAAACUUCUCCGAUGUCCAAGCCACGCUUUCCAUUCGCAAAUUCCUUUUGACCAAAGUAUUCGAAACCUACCCGGAGCGAAAGUUUGUUCUUGUCGCCGACACAUCCAACUCGGAUGUGAUGAAGGCAUACCCCGAGCUUGCGCAUGACUAUCCCAAUCAAGUGCAGUGCAUUCUUCUCAGAAAUACGUCGGCUACGGAUGCUGAAAAUUGGUUUCCGUACGACACCUCGGGCUUCGAGGGUUUGAACAAUAAGAGCUACAUGUUCUUCAAGGUGCCAGACGACCUUCGCAAUCUGGAUAUAUCCGGCGGACACUGCCUGAACGAGACUAUACCUCAGAACGUAACCUUUUCCCGGCAAGCAGAGACUUUUGGUGAUAAAAAUGCUGCCCAAUCCCUCCAAGGGAGUGCAUCUUUUGGUUUAUUCGCGGCAUUGAUGGCUUCUGUUUUCCUACUCCUCUAG
Molecule: messenger RNA, 1665 nt
Organism: Periconia digitata
Lineage: Eukaryota; Fungi; Ascomycota; Dothideomycetes; Pleosporales; Periconiaceae
Source: the annotation of a GenBank genome assembly